AUGAGAGGGGGUUUGUGGCAACUUGGCCAAUCGAUCACUCGCCGUCUUGCGAACGGAGGAGAUAAGAAGGCUGUUGCACGAAGGUGUUUCGCUACAGAAUCUGAGCUGAAGAAGACAGUUCUGUAUGACUUCCAUGUUGCUCAUGGUGGAAAGAUGGUUCCUUUUGCUGGUUGGAGUAUGCCUAUUCAAUACAAAGACUCAAUCAUGGACUCGACGUUAAACUGUAGACAGAACGGUAGUCUUUUCGAUGUUUCUCAUAUGUGUGGUCUUAGUCUCAAGGGAAAGGAUGUUGUUUCGUUCCUUGAGAAGCUUGUCAUUGCUGAUGUUGCUGCUCUUGCCCACGGAACCGGGACUUUGACUGUUUUCACUAAUGAAAAGGGAGGGGCGAUCGAUGAUUCCGUGAUUACUAAGGUGACAGAUGAUCACCUUUACUUGGUUGUCAAUGCUGGGUGCAGAGAUAAAGAUUUGGCUCAUAUUGAGGAGCAUAUGAAGGCAUUCAAGGCCAAAGGUGGUGAUGUCUCGUGGCACAUUCACGAUGAGAGAUCUCUACUCGCUCUUCAGGGUCCUCUUGCUGCUCCUGUUCUUCAACAUCUGACAAAAGAGGAUUUGAGCAAGCUGUACUUUGGGGAGUUCCGCGUGUUGGACAUCAAUGGCUCGCAGUGCUUUCUCACCCGGACAGGGUACACUGGUGAAGAUGGAUUUGAGAUCUCAGUUCCUUCAGAGCAUGGAGUUGAACUUGCCAAGGCACUGCUGGAAAAAUCCGAAGGGAAAAUAAGAUUGACAGGACUCGGUGCUAGAGAUAGUCUACGUCUCGAAGCUGGAUUGUGCUUAUACGGAAACGACUUGGAGCAGCACAUUACACCUAUUGAAGCAGGACUGACAUGGGCUAUAGGUAAGAGAAGGAGAGCAGAAGGCGGUUUCCUAGGCGCUGAUGUUAUCCUUAAACAGCUCGCAGAUGGCCCUUCCAUUAGGCGUGUUGGUUUCAUUUCUUCUGGUCCACCUCCAAGAAGCCACAGCGAGAUUCAAGAUGAAGGAGGCAACAACAUUGGUGAAGUUACCAGUGGUGGAUUCAGUCCUUGUCUCAAGAAGAACAUAGCUAUUGGAUAUGUCAAAUCUGGAUUGCACAAAGCUGGUACCAAAGUAAAGAUCGUUAUUCGAGGCAAACAGAAUGAAGGAGUUGUCACGAAAAUGCCGUUUGUACCCACAAAAUACUACAAGCCAUCAUAG
Lathyrus sativus (Indian pea) is the source of this 1227-nucleotide messenger RNA. The record is from the annotation of a GenBank genome assembly. Lineage: Eukaryota; Viridiplantae; Streptophyta; Magnoliopsida; Fabales; Fabaceae.